AAGAACGAUUGAAAGAGCUUAUAAUAUAUCAAGCAUUGCCGAAAACUAAAAAAAUAUUUAAGUGAGAGUGCGUGAGACUAAGCAAAGUUUUUUAGGGCUGAGUCGGAGUCUUAGCCGGGUGCACAUCAAUCUCUUGUUUCUUUUCUCGGUCUUAGUCUUUCCCUCUUCUGCUUCCCUUGUCUCCCAGUCCGGGGCGCAGCCUGCCUCUCAUCCGCUAAAUCUGACAAGGUAUCGGGAUCAGAACAGAAAAGGAUUACCUGUGCUGGAUGGGGGAAAAAGUUUCAAAAGGGGUGAAAUAAAGGAAUACCCUUUGUGUUUUUGUUGGCUACCAGCAGCUGAAAGAUUCCUUCAAAACUUACCUACCUACCUACACGGCUCAGCCUGCAUCCGAUAAGAGAUCUGGUCUGACAAAUACGAAAUAGGGAGGGGGUGUGGAGAAAAAGAAGACGGGGAAGAAAAGGAGACAGACUUAAGAGUAAGUGGGAGGAAAAAGGUCAGUAAAGUCAAACCAGGAAUAUUGACGUAUCACAUUGAGACGGGCCAGAGGGAAGAGACGCUUUUCAAAGGUUGAGAAAGGAGAGAGCUUGUCACACAAGACACGCUCCUUAAACCAAAAAUCAGCAGACCGUAACGGGAAGGCUGUGGAAAAGUGGGACGUAUUCCUGAACGGCAGUAAAGAAGCUCUGAAAAGAAGUAAAGAAGCAGCCCAGUCCUAGAAGAGAUCCCUGAACUGUGGAUUGUGCUGUGCAUGGGGUGUGAGCCGACCGUCAGGAUGCGCUCCCCGUCUCUCCUGGCUCUGCUGUUCUUAAUCUACGCUGGACAAGCACAGAAGUUUUCUGCACUUACGUUCCUUCGCGUGGACCAGGACAGAGAGUGCAACAUGGAGUGUUCCGGAGCAGCCCGGAAGCCCCUCUGUGCCUCAGAUGGACGCACUUUCAUGUCGCGCUGCGAGUUCCUCCGUGCCAAAUGCCGUGACCCUCAGCUGGAGGUCAUCCGGGGGCCCUGCAAAGAAACUUCCAGGUGUGUGGCCGAGAAGAAAUACACAGAACAGCAGGCGAAGAAGGUAUAUCCCCAAGUGUUUGUGCCGGUCUGCAAUCCCGACGGCACCUACAACGAGGUACAGUGCCACAGCUACACAGGUUACUGCUGGUGCGUCACGCCCAAUGGUCGCCCCAUCAGUGGAUCAGCGGUAGCCAAUAAGAAGCCGCGGUGCCAAGGUUCGAAACAUGAGAAGGUGAACACCAAGGAACCAGGCAAAGCAGAUGAAUCCACAGGAAUUGUGGUGGAGCCACCACCCCCUACUGACGAGGAAGAUAUCAUCUCCCAGUAUCCUACGCUCUGGACUGAACAGGUCCGGAGCCGGCAGAACAACAGGACCAGGACACAAGGUGGGUGUAUUUCCGCGAGCUCAUCCUGUCCGUCCGGAACAUCGGCACAGAGGGCUGGUAUUUUCCUCCAAGAAUCAGGCCCAGCUGACUGUUUUCCUAGGCACCCUAGCAUACCUUGUGCAAAUGGACACUUGUAUUGUAUAUACAUGUCUACAGCAUUGCUCGAUAUGAACCCUGUACUGCAGCAUUGUGGGAGUUAUCCAGAGAUGGCAUGUUUGCUUUUCUGCAUCCCGUGCAGAUACGAGCAGCCGAAAUGCGACGGAAACGCCAGGGCCCAUCCGACAAAGCCCAAGGACCACUUCAGGAGCAGACACCUCCAAGGAUGCCCUGGAGAGAAGAAGACAGAGUUUCUCACCAGCGUCCUGGACGCCCUGUCGACCGAUAUGGUGCACGCUGUUACCGACCCAGCUUCUGCGGCCAGGAUGCUGGAGCCCGACCCCAGCCACACACUGGAGGAGAGGGUUGUGCACUGGUAUUUCAGUCAGCUGGACAAGAAUGCCAGCGGUGACAUCGGCAAGAAGGAGAUCAAGCCCUUCAAGCGCUUCCUCCGCAAGAAGUCCAAGCCCAAGAAGUGCGUCAAGAAGUUCGUGGAGUACUGCGACAUCAGCAACGACAAGUCUCUCUCCCUGCAGGAGCUGAUGGGAUGCCUGGGCGUUACGAAGGAGGACGGAGCAAAGGCAAGUGAAAGCACAAUUUCCAAUAAACAGAACCCAGUAAAGAAGCAAGGCUAGAGUGAAACAGGGCACACAAAAUAGGAAGGCCAGAGAUUCUCCCCCACCAAACGGCAAUGGAAACCAUAGUAUUUGCACUUUGUACUUUAAAAUGUAAAUUCACUUUGUAGAGAUGAGGUAUUUAAACAGACUGCUGAAUCUGUGAAUGACUUAGUUAGCUUUUUUAUGUCUUUAAAGAAAUAAUUUAACACAUACAAUGUAUGUGUCCUUCAUGUCUAAAGGUAUACUUUUCUGAGUUGUACAAGUUUUCAUGUAUUUUUGUUGCAUUUUAUGUUUUUGUUUUUUAAUUGUUGGUAUUUUAUAGCUGAUGUACGGAUAGUUUGUUAAAGCAAAUAAUUAGAGCCUUUGUAUCUUGUAUGUACUGAACUAGCGACCAAACAUUUUCAGAGCUCUGUAAAGUAGUUUUUAAGUAUCUUAAACCAGAAUUGUUGCAAAAUAAAUGUUCUUGAGAUGGAUCUGCAUAACUAGUUAAUAAAUAACUGUUUUUUUUACA
Molecule: messenger RNA, 2612 nt
Organism: Paramormyrops kingsleyae
Lineage: Eukaryota; Metazoa; Chordata; Actinopteri; Osteoglossiformes; Mormyridae
Source: RefSeq, a predicted model, not a curated record